CACAAUUCUCCGUCGCCAUUUUGCCGUCAAUGGGAGUGGGCGGGGCCUCAGACUGCGGUCGUCGUUACGUACACUGUAAACAGGAAGUGAUCCGUUGGCUUAGAAGAACGGACUGUCAAUUUUGUGACUGAAAACUGAGAAGUCAUCAUGGGUAAAAGCUGCAAAGUAGUUGUGUGUGGCCAGGCUGGAGUUGGUAAAACAGCUGUGUUGGAACAAUUACUGUAUGCAAAUCAUGUUGCAGGUUCAGAGCCUAUGGAAACCCUUGAGGAUAUUUACAUUGGCUCCAUCGAGACUGACCGUGGCACACGGGAGCAGGUGCGCUUCUACGAUACCCGUGGACUCCGGGAUGGGAUGGAGUUUCCUCGUCAUUACUACACUUUCGCCGAUGGCUUUGUGCUUGUCUACAGCAUCGACAGCAAAGAGUCCUUUAAGCGAAUGGAGGCACUCAAGAAAGAUAUUGAUCGUCACAGAGACAAGAAAGAGGUCACCAUCAUCGUGCUGGGCAACAAGCUGGACAAGCAGGACGAGAGGAGAAUUGAAGUUAACUAUGCUCAGAACUGGGCGAAGAAUGAGAAGGUGCGUCUGUGGGAGGUGUCGGUGGUGGACCGACGCGUCCUCAUCGAACCCUUCGUCCACCUGGCCAGCAAGAUGACCCAGCCACAGAGCAAGUCCACCUUCCCUCUCAGUCGCAAUAAGAACAAGGGUGGUGGUUCAAUGGACAGCUAAGAUGCUGGGCUCGGCUUGAUUGAACGAGGAGUUCAUGAGGGAAUGCUAAAGGGAAUGUUGUUUCAUUAAAAGUUCAGUUUUAAAAAUGUGGAGAGUUUAUCAUAAGAGAAAAGGCAUAAUGAUUGUACAGAUAUUUCUAUCCAGCUGGUGCUGUUCUGCUGAAAUGCUUCUUUAAUCAUGACAUUGUAAAUAUUUAUCUUACACCACCACGGAAAUAGAUCAGUUGAAAAGUUGGUUUUCAUGUUAAUAAUAUUUCAGUGUUACUGAGUAGACUUAUGUUUGGACCACAGACUGUGUGCUUUGUACCUACAUGUCAAACUGCUUACAAUCAGCAUUUUUAUCUAAUUUUUAUCCUUGGAAAAACAAGUUGCACAUCACUGGACUGGCUUUGAUUUUCUACACACUAAACAAGUUCGCAAACUGAAUCCCAAAUGGCAGCCAUGUUCACGUUACCUAAUAACUGCUUGACACAGAUGUUUGAUUUCACAUUUUCUAAAAGGAAUGAUGACUGAAGGGAUUGCAUUCACACAUUCUGCACAAUCUAUAGCAGUUCGUCUGUGUGGAUCUUUGUUACAUAAUAUUCGUUUAUCGUUGUCUAUUGACAUUCCUUACCACACCGAGCCUUGUGUACAUGUAGAGGGUAGGCAUUGCUGGCUCAGGUGUUGCUUUUUCUGGUGACUCCGUGUAAAAACAGAUGGAGCCCAUUGCAGUGAAAUAUCAGCACUUUGACCCUUGUAAGUCACUGUUGUGGAUGUUGUAUUGUUCCUGAGGCAUGAAUCAUUUAUUAACGCUGCGUCGUUAUAUCAAAUUUAAGAUGCUUUUGAUCAUUGCUUUAUCGAAAUGAUGGAGAUAUGUUGAAAAUAGUGCCAUGUUCGUUGACACUAUUUCUCUUUCAGCGUAUUUAAGCUUUUGUAUGGUCAUACUUUUCAAAUGUUGACAGUUUGUAUUUGUUUGCAUGUUUUGUAAACAAAUUAAAGUUCUCUCUGUGCCUGA
This is a messenger RNA of Girardinichthys multiradiatus, 1719 nucleotides long. RefSeq names its product NF-kappa-B inhibitor-interacting Ras-like protein 2. Lineage: Eukaryota; Metazoa; Chordata; Actinopteri; Cyprinodontiformes; Goodeidae. The record is from RefSeq and is a predicted model, not a curated record. The transcript is spliced from 4 exons. Bases 148 to 726 code for a protein of 192 amino acids. Gene Ontology annotation, biological process: canonical NF-kappaB signal transduction. Gene Ontology annotation, molecular function: GTP binding; GTPase activity.